CAGGGACCUCACCAGGCCUGGGCUCUGCAUUCACAGAGGAUGAAGAUGAGAAUGCCGUGUUCCAGCCAUCACAGCUGUUCGACUUCGAUGAUUUCCUGGAGUUUGAUGACUUAGAUGGGACACAUGCUCUGAUGUCCCGCAUGGUUCGGAAUGAGAUUCCCUACUUCAUUUGGACCUCUCGGCGGGACGUGCUGGAUUGUCGCUUCCUCUCCAAGGAUCAAAUGAUAAACCACUAUGCCAGGGCUGGCUCCUUUACCACAAAGGUGGGUCUAUGUCUCAAUCUCCGGAAUUUGCCAUGGUUUGACGAGGCUGAUGCCGACUCCUUCUUCCCACGCUGCUACCGCCUGGGGGCUGAGGAUGACAAAAAGGCCUUCAUAGGUAAGCAGAUGCUCAGCCCCAUGCCCGACCCCUCAGACUGAAGGAUGAGGGAUGAGGCCCUGGCUCAUGUUGGAGAGUAAAGGGCCUUUCUCCUUGUGCCCUUAUCCACUCCAGCAGAAUUCCUCCAUCCCUAAUCCUUAUCCUUCCCCUAAUGUGCCUCCCUUUAUGAACCUCCUAGCUUGUUCAACUCACACCUCCAGAAGAGCAUAUGCAGCUUAUAUUCUAGAGCAGGUUCUAAAAGUUGGUUGAUGGGUUAAGUUUGGAAUCCAGAAUGGGUUCCAGGCCUGUGUCAGAUUCCACUGGUUACAUCAGGUUCCUAAUCUAGAAAAGACUCUAAGAAUAGUUUCCAACUUUAGAACAUGUUCUAAAUUCAGGUCAGAAUGUGGGUCCAGAUUAGAUGCUAGGUUUCAAUUAGACUCCAAAUCUGAAAUAGGUUUUGGGCCAAGGCUUGGUUCUCAGGCUAGAAUAGGUAUCAAAAGUGGAUCAGGAACAGAAGAGAGAAAUAAAACAGGUCUAAGUGAGAUUCUGAAGGCAGAAUAUGAGUCAAGUCAGAUCAGCUUCUGGGUCUGAUUCUAUAGUUGAAACAGGAGGCAGGUUCU
Messenger RNA from Hipposideros armiger (great roundleaf bat), 977 nucleotides. RefSeq names its product tubulin monoglycylase TTLL3-like. The coding region runs from base 132 to 419 and encodes 95 amino acids. Gene Ontology annotation, biological process: cilium movement; cilium assembly. NCBI's taxonomy places the organism in Eukaryota, Metazoa, Chordata, Mammalia, Chiroptera, Hipposideridae. Gene Ontology annotation, molecular function: protein-glycine ligase activity, initiating. The transcript is spliced from 3 exons. The record is from RefSeq and is a predicted model, not a curated record. Gene Ontology annotation, cellular component: microtubule cytoskeleton; axoneme.